Molecule: messenger RNA, 2052 nt
Organism: Penicillium odoratum
Lineage: Eukaryota; Fungi; Ascomycota; Eurotiomycetes; Eurotiales; Aspergillaceae
Product: peroxisomal copper amine oxidase
Exons: 3
Coding region: 1-2052 (683 amino acids)
Biological process (GO): amine metabolic process
Molecular function (GO): quinone binding; primary methylamine oxidase activity; copper ion binding
Source: RefSeq, a predicted model, not a curated record
AUGGUUCUCGACAGGCUUCAACAGUUGACUCACCAUGUCAACGCGACAGCCCCUCCACCUCAUCCCUUUGACCCUCUCUCAACUGCAGAGAUUGACACGACGGUCGCCAUCAUCCGCAAGGAACAUGGCUCGCUCAAAUUCAAUGCGGUCACAUUGUAUGAGCCCCGCAAGGCUCAGAUGAUGGCUUGGCUGGCAGAUCCGAAGAAUACCCCUCGCCCAAUUCGUGCAGCUGAUGUGGUUGCUAUUGCACCCGGUGGCAAGAUUUACGAUGGUGUGGUAGAUCUGGAUCAACAAAAGAUCCUGGAGUGGAAGCACACCCCGAAUGUUCAGCCUUUAAUUACCAUGGAGGACCUGCAAGAAGUUGAGCAUAUUGCGCGCAAGGAUCCAAAGGUCAUAGAACAGUGUGGAAUUAUUGGUAUUCCCCCAGAGGAUAUGCAUAAAGUCUACUGUGAUCCCUGGACCAUUGGGUAUGACAAAAGAUUUGGCACUGAAGUCCGACUUCAACAAGCCCUCAUGUACUACCGUCCUCAUGUAGAUGAUUCUCAGUACACAUAUCCGCUGGAUUUCUGCCCUAUAUUCAACGCAGAGACUAAGCAGAUCAUCCACAUUGAUGUCCCCACAGUACGGAGACCGGUCAAUAAAGCACUCCCGAACAACUAUCUCCCUGAGGCAAUUGAAAAAGAAGGUGGCUUCCGCACCGACAUCAAGCCAAUUCACAUCACCCAGCCCGAGGGUGUCUCAUUCCAGGUGAAGGACCGUAUCAUCGAGUGGCAGAAUUGGAACAUCCAUGUCGGCUUCAACUACCGUGAGGGUAUUGUCCUGAACAACAUCACAUUCAAUGACAAGGGCAACGUGCGCCCAGUCUUUUACCGACUUUCAUUGGCGGAGAUGGUGGUUCCUUACGGUAACCCGGAGCAUCCGCAUCAGCGAAAGCAUGCUUUUGAUCUAGGCGAGUACGGUGGUGGUUACAUGACGAACAGUCUGUCACUUGGAUGUGACUGCAAGGGGGCCAUUCAUUACAUGGAUGCUGCGUUUGUCAAUGCCGCUGGCGCCUCGACAAUUAUCAAAAAUGCCAUUUGUAUUCACGAGGAAGAUGCCGGCAUUCUUUUCAAGCACACUGAUUUCCGUGACGAGUCAAUGGUCGUGACUCGUGGUCGCAAGCUGAUUGUCUCGCAUAUAUUCACUGCUGCAAACUACGAAUACUGUGUAUACUGGAUCUUCCAUCAAGAUGGCACCGUUCAGCUGGAGAUCAAGCUGACCGGUAUCUUGAACACUUACUCCAUGAACCCGGGCGAGGAUACCAAAGGCUGGGGCACUGAAGUCUAUCCGGGCGUGAACGCUCACAACCACCAGCACCUGUUUUGUUUACGUAUUGACCCCAACAUUGAUGGGCCCGACAACACGGUUUUCCAGGUUGACGCCGUUCGUGGCCCUGGAGAGCUCGGCAGUGCCGAGAACAAGUACGGCAAUUCAUUCUACGCCAAGAAGACUAAAUUUACCACCCCCGUUGAAUCCAUGUCUGACUAUGAUGGGUCUACCUCACGCACCUGGGAUAUGGCCAACACCAACAAGCUCAACCCGUAUAGCAAGAAGCCGGUCAGCUAUAAACUUGUCAGCCGUGAUGUUCCACCACUUCUUCCCAAGUAUGGGAGCCUGGUCUGGAAAAGAGCAGGAUUUGCACGUCACGCAGUUCAUGUAACAAAAUACUCCGAUGACGAAAUUCAUCCAGCUGGUCGGCACGUUCCUCAAACCUCUGGUGAGCCUUCACAGGGCUUGCCAGCUUGGAUCGAGGCUGCUGGGCCAGAGUGCUCAAUCGAUAACACGGAUGUUGUCUUGUGGCACACCUUUGGUCUUACGCAUUUCCCGGCACCCGAAGAUUAUCCUAUCAUGCCUGCAGAGCCAAUGACCUUACUCCUGCGCCCGCGUAACUUCUUUGACCGCAAUCCUGUAUUGGAUGUUCCACCUAGCUAUGCGCGCUCACCGUCACAGGUGGCAACAGGCGCGAAUAGUUGCUCUUGCAAAAAGAAUGACGGAUCCAGUGUGCUGGUUUAG